CGACUAAUCGUCGAACUCAGAUAAGGAAAAGCGCGGGAAUUAGAUAAAUAUUUAAUUAUAAUUAGCUUCGUAAUUACAAAUUUAGUUGAAUGAAAAGUGAAAACCCUAAGCUUUAUGUUACAUUGCAUCCAACAAGAUGUCCAAGUCCAACAAACGACUGAAAAUUUCCGCCGGCGAUCAACCGGCGGAGACGUCAACGCUGUCCAGCACAAAACUCCCGGCCGACCUCGUGAUCGAAAUCUUCAAGAAGCUUCCCGCCGCAUUGGCUCUGGCCCGGUUCCGGUGCGUAUGCAGAUCAUGGCGCGAUCUUCUCUCCGACCCGGCUUUCCUCCGUCAGAUCCUCGUCACAGAGCAGGAUUCCGAUGACAGCCGUCAGAUCAUAAUCUUCCGUCUGACCGGCGAUAGAGAACCUAUCUUCUCUCCCUGCUCGUACGACACUCUUCUUCCCUUAUCCGCCGAUCCACCGCGACCGGUCGUCCUCCCCAGCACCAGAGGCGUGGGAUAUAAUAGUUGUCGCAUUGUGGGCUACGACAAUGGCAUCUUUUGUUUGAGUAACAGGACACAAGAACCCAACGGUAUCCAUCUAUACAACCCGGCCACCUCGGAGACGAAAGCACUUCCACCUUCCCCAUUUACCUCGCCGGAACGUCGCCACAGCUUGUUCUGCGGCCCGAUGUUUGGUUUCGACCCGACAACGAAUGACUACAAGCUCGUCAGGCUGAAAAAGGCCGGAAAACGGAGGGCUGGCGAGGGGGUCAUCGUCCGUUUCGCCGAAGUGUACAGCCUGAUGCGUGAUUCGUGGAGCAAGGUCGAGACCUGCGGCGACGUGGACCUGAUCUCCCGGUUCAUGACCAACACAGCAAUCCCGAUUCCCGAGUGCCACGACGGGAAAUGCUACCUUUGGAAUCGAGAAUAUUGUUGUAGCCGGAUGACGAAAGUGCUCUCUUUCGACCUAGCAAAGGAAGCGUUCGAGGUGGUCGACGUUUUGGAUCCGGCGGUGGAGGACAACGGGACCAUGUUUCCUCUGCACAUCACCUUCUCGAGAGGCUCGAUGGUGGCGGUCUUCUCGUCCCACCGUAAUAUGGGUGUCGUGCUUCAAGUGUGGAUGAUGUUGAAGUAUGGAGUGGCGGCUUCGUGGGUGAAGUUGUAUGACGUUCCUGGUGACGAGGAUUACUACAUGCCGUAUCGUUGUCUGGGGAUGUGGAAGGGAUGGAAGUGUGUGUUUGUGAGGAGGAGGAGGAAGAAGGAGGUCGGGAGAUCGUAUUUCGGAGGAGAGGUUGUUGUGUUCGAUCCUCGAACUCGAGACGUCGUUGAUUUCGGGGUUCGAGCAUAUAGGAAGGAUGUCAAGAUCGUAUGGAAUCAUGUUCCUAAUCGAGUUUCGGUUGUGGGUUUUGCUGACACAAAUUGAUCGAACGUUUGUGAUUGUAUUGGGAUGUGAUUUUCAUUAUCUAGGUCGUUUUCAUUUUCUCGUUCGGUUGAACUAUUGCGCGUACGUAUUGUUGCGUGUAUAUAGGGGUUAAGGGUCGUCCCUAAAGUUCUCGAUGCCCUGUUCCAAAAACAAACUGUGACCCAAUUUUUUCUAACAAAUUUAAUAAAUACACUUAUUACAU
This is a messenger RNA of Linum trigynum, 1610 nucleotides long. The record is from the annotation of a GenBank genome assembly. NCBI's taxonomy places the organism in Eukaryota, Viridiplantae, Streptophyta, Magnoliopsida, Malpighiales, Linaceae.